UUAGCGAGCGAGAAGAGGUCAGCAGCAGGGCCCGGAGGAGAGGGCGCUCUCCGGUCUGGGGGCUGCGCUGUGCCGCGCGCUUCCUGCGGGUGCUGUGUGUAGAACUGCCCUCAGACCAGCUAACACUUGCUGCAAGCGCGUAUUUCUUCUUCAGCCUGCAAACAUCCAUCUCAAGUGAACUUUUAAACAAAACUUUAAAUGUGCAAAAACUUUUUGGAAGAGGAAGACUUUUUUUAGAUCAAGCAAUACCAACACUCUCCUGCAGAAUACGGAUCAGGUUGUUUUUAAACAUCUCAAGAGAAAGCAACUGAUAAAAACUCUGUUUGUUUAAUUACCCAUUGGGUGACACCCAGGAGAGUUCAGAAAUAGCCCACGGCUAAAGGGAAAACCUGGGAUCCUUAAGAGUGAGGGUUGGAAUGGGAUUUGUUCCUCUCAGUUCCUGCAACUGUAUUUGAGGGGUCCCCGUGUGCUCCUCAGAAACAGAGAUGAUCAAUCCAGAUACUUAACACACCUUUAGCUCCUUCAGAUAGAACAUGUAAUUAUCCACAACCUGGCUCUUGCCUGCAGCCUCUGCCAUCUCUUCUGCUCCACCUCUGCCAAAUGAUGGUGCUCAGCAUGGCCGGGAUCCCGGGGCUCCUCUUCUUCCUUCUCCUCCUGCUCUGUGUCUUCGGGCACGUGAGUCCCUACGAAGCCUCCUGGAAGCCCACGUGGCCUGCUUACCGCCUCCCUGUUGUCCUGCCCCAGUCUACCCUCAACUUAGCUAAGCCAGACUUUGGGGCAAAAGCCAAACUGGAGGUGUCCUCCUCGUGUGGACCCCAGUGUCACAAAGGAACCCCACUGCCUACUUACGAAGAGGCCAAGCAGUACCUGUCUUACGAGACACUCUAUGCCAAUGGCAGCCGCACGGAGACUCACGUGGGCAUUUACAUCCUCAGCAGUGCUAGACCUGGCGCCCAGCACCGUGACUCGGGGCUGUCGAGAUCAUCUCGGAGGAAGCGGCAGAUCUAUGGCUAUGACAGCAGGUUCAGCAUUUUUGGGAAGGACUUCCUGCUCAACUACCCUUUCUCAACCUCGGUGAAGCUGUCCACCGGCUGCACUGGCACACUCGUGGCAGAGAAACAUGUCCUUACAGCUGCCCACUGCAUACACGAUGGGAAAACCUAUGUGAAGGGAACACAGAAACUUCGAGUGGGCUUCCUGAAGCCCAAGUUUAAAGACAGUGGUCGAGAGACUAACAGCUCGAACUCAGCUACCCCAGAGAAGAUGAAAUUUCAGUGGAUCCGGGUAAAACGCACCCACGUGCCCAAGGGUUGGAUCAAGGGCAAUGCCAAUGAUAUUGGCAUGGAUUAUGACUAUGCCCUCCUGGAACUGAAAAAGCCCCACAAGAGAAAGUUCAUGAAUAUUGGGGUGAGCCCUCCUGCUAAACAGCUACCAGGGGGCAGAAUCCACUUCUCUGGCUAUGACAAUGACCGCCCGGGCAACUUGGUGUAUCGUUUCUGUGACGUCAAAGAUGAGACCUAUGACCUGCUUUACCAGCAGUGUGACGCCCAGCCCGGGGCCAGUGGCUCAGGGGUCUACGUGAGGAUGUGGAAGAGGCAGCAGCAGAAGUGGGAGCGAAAAAUUAUUGGCAUUUUCUCAGGACACCAGUGGGUGGAUAUGAAUGGCUCUCCCCAGGAUUUCAAUGUGGCCGUUCGAAUCACCCCUCUCAAAUAUGCCCAGAUUUGCUACUGGAUUAAAGGAAACUACCUGGAUUGCAGGGAGGGGUGAUGUAGCGUUCCUCCUGGAAGCACUUAGUGACCUUUAUGUACUCACUGUAGCAGAGGCCAGAUGUUAUCAGUGGCCGUGUGCACGCAUGCACGUGUGUGUGACACUCAUGGUCCCCUUCCCUUUCUCAAAGUGCAAAAUGACUGACUUUAUUGUUUGAAAACUGCCUCAUGUAUCAUAGCAUGUAAGCAGUUUAAAAGCUUACUUUUCCACAGAAUUUUUAAAAAUACUGUUGUUUGGGGCAAUAGGAAAUACUUGGCAAUUAAGUUAAUGUUUCACUUUUUCAAGAACUUCGAUUUUUAUUUCACCUGAGCUUAUUUCAAAAGUUUAUAUUAAAUAAGUGGCAUACAGGACAUAUGAAUUCUUAUGUGCAUAUGUGUGUGAUCUCUUAGAUUUAUAUCUCGAUAUCUUUCAUGUCUGACGAAUGUUUCCAGAUGGCAGUGUUCCCACCACAUGCAACUUCUACAAACUGUCACAGAAUUUCUUAGCCAGGCAGUUGUAGCCUUUAGGAUUAGGAGCACUGGCAUGGUGGCCCUUGAACAGUAAUUUAUUGUCUCUGUUAAUACACACACCAAACUCCCAGUAAACAUGCUCACCAAACUGCUCUUGAUUUUGUAGUUUCUCUUCCAAAGACUGUUGCCCUGCUCUGUGAGGCCAUUGCAUGUGACUCUACCAACGUCACAGUCACACAGAGGAGACAGGAUCGUUUAUCCCAACUUUUCCACUUACUAAAAGCUCACUCGCAUUUCUAGAGCUAGCUGGUUUUCAAAAGACAGCGAUCAAGACCUAAGGAGAACAGACUGCGUUGCUCUGCAGCUAGCAGUUAUGGGCACAAGAAAAGCAAGCCCAGCAUUGUACCCCUGGAGCAUGCCCAUCUCGUUUUAUCACUUGGGCAGAGUAAUUUAAAAUGAAUUAAAUUCCAGAGAACACUGGAUGCCUUGCUGAGCAGAUGUCACAACAGAAGAACCACUUGUUUGAAGCCUGGCAUGGUCGCGCAGCCUAAUGAAAAUUAUUCUGCGUAGUCUUCUCUGUGUCCAGAGAGCUAUGCGGUUGUUUGAUUUGGAAACGUUCCCUCUCAUUGCACUUAUUUGAUAGUAAAGCUGCUUGCAAGCUGCCUUAAGAAGCACCAGUAUGCCUCUCUCUACCUGAGCUUUAAAAAGGCCCCCUUUUCUGGAAUGUCUUAGGCUACAGGCAUGGAUGUAAUCAAGUACCAGAGUAGAAGAUGAAGUUUUGAAAAAUGCAAAAUGGGUGAAGAUCAUGCACCCCAGCAAAUGUUUUAUCUAUAUAAUUAUCAUAGCAUAUAAAGAAAAGACUUGAAUUUAUUCCACGCCUUUCAGUGUCAGCCUAAGCACUUUUAAAUGUAAAGAGAAUAAAACAGCAAAUGAAAUACAAGACACAAUUUUGUGGGUUUGGACCCCGAGUAAUUUCAGCCUAUGUAGUGGCUGGGAAGAUAUUCAAGCUAUAGGACUGUCACUCAGACAGUCUGCUGGUGGCUUAAGGGCUUUUGCGCUUCUAGAAAGGGCAGUCCUGAUCCAGCUCAAGAUGUGUACAGCCACAUGCUCUCGUCCGUUUGCGUAAGAAAUACUAUGCAUAGCACAGAGACACAAAGCUGCCAGGAAUCUUCUGAGCUGCAGCACAUUUGCUUUGGAAUCCAACAGGAAUCUUGCCUGGGGAAGAAGAGAGCUCUCCGUUUCUGUCUAGAAUUUGGGGUUUUCUGUUUGCUUUUGCUUAGUGAAAAAAAGUGACUUCCAUUUCUUACAAAAUUAGAAAGUGGCACAAAAGCCGAAGUAAUAUCCAUGCUUGGUGCGUGAGAAGUCCCAGAAGCCCCGCUUGCUCUGUGUGUCAGCAUGUGGAGGCCUGUGGAAUUACAUACACAUGCGCUGCUCAGUGCUAAUAGAAGGUAGCAUGUGCUUAGACUAUCAGGGCCGUGGGGGCUGCACUCAGAAUACUAGUACAACUGGUGCCUUACGUGUACUGGUUAUGUAUACUGUAAGCAUAUGUUUCCAGCAAGGACAGGAAAGAAAUGUUUCCUUUGAUAUGUCGCAAGUGUUCCUCCUGACUUUCUAGCAAAAAUCAAAAGGGUGCUAUCCUCGGGUUGGAGGGAGAUGUCUCUGAGUAUUCCCUGUUUCUGUCCGGGGUUCACAUGCCUGUUUGCACAUGGAAAAUCCCAUAGUAAAGAGACUUGUUCAUGUUUUUAAAUGUGUAUCUCAAUAAAUAUCUCUGGCCACAGAGCCCCUGUCUUCUCCUGUAAUGUUUGUGAGCAGCGCAGCCUUCCAGCACAUUCUGCAACCUGCUUUAAUAGACUUGAGGACAUGGUGUGAGCCCACCUGAUGCAGAAGUGUGAGCCCAAGUGGUGUCAAGUGUCCGUGGCCGGGGGCUUUAGGAGACCCCAUAAGUGGGACUUAGGAAUGUUCAUGAAUGCAAACGUGAGGGUGAAGCUGAAAAUGGCUUGUUGGUGCGAUUCAGAAGGUUGUGGCAAAGUGGGAGACACAAUUUUUCCAAAGAAUUUUGAAUUUCAGGAAGCAGCUGGUGUAAAAGAAACUAGGAAAAUAGUACUAAAGAGGUAAAGAACCAUGAGCCGCUAGGAGACAGCCCUGUGUAGUGUGCAUUCUUUCCUUACAAAGUUAGACAAUGGCACGAAAGUCAAAAGGGGUCAGAAUGCUGACCCUUGGCUCGGCUCCUCCACUCCUCCUCAUUCACUGUUCCUGGCUCCAGCUGCCACCUCCCUGACAGUGGAAACCCCAGGGACACCUGUGUGACAUUUCAGAUGUGAUUUUUCUCUAGGAACCCUCCGUGGAAUCUUUAACUCAGAGCUGCUGUAGAGGCUAGGCCUCCUCGGGGCGAUCACUCUCCAGUACCAUCUGCUGACUGAAGGGCGAACGAUAGCUGUCUCGUGUCCAGAGGAAUUCGGCUGGCCGUGUGCACUCGGUCACCCAGGGCUGGGGAGCGGCUCCACUAAGAAGGCCCCUGCCCCGGCCUGGUGUCCUUGUUUUAGCUGGGUCCAGGUGCUACUCACAUCUGUGGUUUUUCUUCAUUUUCGUCAUACACAAAUCAAAGGUGCCUUGAGGUCAGCUCUGUCAAUUGAUUUCUGCAGCUGUUUGCUAGAAUUGCCAUUUAUUAUCCAGAGAGAAUGUUUUAGGACUGACCUAAAGGGGAUUCUAUCAACAAUGAGUCAGGGCAGUGGGCACAAGCCAGGUGCGUCCUGCCCACACAAGCAUGUUAGGUCAGCGAGGCGAUUAAACCCUUCCUGUGCAGACUGUGCACCCCACUGCAGCUCCCCGUGUCUCGGCUCUGGUGUCUCCAGGGCUCCCUCUGAGGCCUUCCUGACCUGGAUCAGCAUUCUGAGAUCCUGAAAUAGGAGCAGGCCAUUUAAAGAUCCUCUCAACAGGGCUAGAAUACACCAACGGGAAGCAUGGGGCCAUUCCUGGCAGAUGUGCAGCACGUUUGGUUUUAGUCUGGCAUUUCUUCCAAGAAGGAAAUAAGCUUUUGGACAGAGAUAAAGAAGACUGAAUGCUAAGAUGGCAGCUGGUGUGGGAAGGUGACACCGUCUCGGAGUCAGGACGUCUGAUGUCAUUGCUUCAUUUGACAAAUCCAUUUCAAUGAGAUUUGAUUGGAGACUUCAACCUUCAUACCUGAUUGGAAUAUCCUCCCUCUUCCAGUCCUCAUCUCCCCCAGUGGGCUGGGGUGGGGCAGAGGAGGAGAGAAAGGAUAAGCAUCUUCACCUGAUUGCUGUGAUUCUGUCCCCAUUGGUAGAAGCCACCGUGUGGGUGGCACCAACUCUUCUACCUUUCUCUUCUCCUAUCUGUGGUGAUACAACUUUCCGCCUCCUGCAGCUGGGGCAGCCUUUCCUAGAAGACAGCCCCCUUGGGUGGGGAGCCUGCCAGAUGCCUCAAGUCCAGCCGUCUUCUUCCAUCCCUGCACAAUCCAAGAGAAACUCACAGGCUUGGUACCCCGGGCUCAGAGAACUGAAGUGAAGGGCUGGGACCCCGUCAGGAUGAAAGUUGGACUGCU
Molecule: messenger RNA, 5775 nt
Organism: Octodon degus (degu)
Lineage: Eukaryota; Metazoa; Chordata; Mammalia; Rodentia; Octodontidae
Gene: Prss23
Product: serine protease 23
Exons: 3
Coding region: 601-1767 (388 amino acids)
Biological process (GO): proteolysis
Molecular function (GO): serine-type endopeptidase activity
Source: RefSeq, a predicted model, not a curated record